UUUUUUCCUCUGCAACCAAACCAAUUCGUUAACUGAAAACUUGUGACCGUCGCUUUUUCUCCUUUUCUUUUUUUCUUUUUUGCUUUUUUGCUUUUUUCUCCACCAACCAACAGCAGCAUGACGAGGCAGCCAUGAUUAAAAGUCGAUUCAGUUUUCACGAUGACUCUCUACGCUCUAGAUUUGUUUGGAUUAUUGCCUACGUUUUUGGCUGUAUUUCUGUUUGAUUUUUGGUCAAUGCCUUGUUGAGGGUUUCAAUUCUGCCGAACUUGUGAUUGUUUGAGAUUAUUUUUGGAUUUUUGCUUAGAUUUAGGUGAAGUUUUGUCGUAGUGCUUUUUGAGAUAAAGUAUUAGAAUUAUGGAUUGGGAUCUCUGGGGUCCGUCAUGUAGCCAAGUUGCACCUGAAAGCAGUUACCCUAUGCACCCUGGAUGGCAGUGUGACUUUUACUUUGGUUAUGGGCUUGAUGUCAUAGAAGAAGAUGCAUUAAAUGAGAAAUCAUGUGUACAAGUCCUGAGGGUAUUGAUAUCAAAGGCAGAUACUGAAAUUGAAGAGCUGGAAAAAGAUCUAGUAAUCCUUCAAAGCGAACUAGCCUGGGCUGAAAACAGAGAAUGGUCUGAAAUAUGCUCUACUUCUUUGAGAGAAAAGAUCAAUUGCCUUGAUAUUUCAAUACAGAGUUUAAAGAAUGAAAAUGAACGUGAUAUUAAUGUUCAUUUACUAAUGCGUAGAGAACCUGCUGAGAGAAUUCAUGAAAUAAUAAAGGUUCUACUCAGAAGAUACUGCCUAGAGAAUGAUGAGCAGGAGCAGCGUCCAGUUAUUAUCAUCAAACAGUCAAGCUCAGACACGCAGGAACAUGCAACUAACCUUUCAGAUGAGAAGAAAAAACUGAGCGACUUUGAUUCAAAUAUCAUUAAUGUGGGGAGGAAAGAGUCAAGUACUACUAUCAUAGAACGAUUUACAAUCUUCAAUUCAUCUUUGAAGCCUCAUGGAACAAAAGAAAAUUGUGCAGAAAUGGUUAAGGCUGCAAAUAUUACCAUAGAAAAUUCCGGCACAGAUACUUCUAAUCAAGAAUCUGGCUGCUCCAGUGAGAACAAGAAGUUUAGCAAUUCUUGUUUCAAAAUUACAAAAGAGGAAGUUCAACAUAGUUCUACUCCCACUCUUGAUAUUGUAAUCUUAGAAUCAUCUUUGAAGCCAGAAGGCAACAGGGGAGAAGUAGAUGAAAAGGCUGAGCCUUCAAGCAUAGUUGUGGAAGAUUUUAGUUUGGAUGCUUUGGAGCAUUCAAAUAACAACUCUGAUGAGAAGGGAAAACAGUGCAAGCUUAACACAAAAGACGAUCCUACUGUUACAGAUGAUUAUAAAAUCUUAAUUUCUUCUUUGAAGUCUGGAGGGAAGAGAAAAAAUUAUCAGAAAGUUGUUAAGCCUAGAAAUGUUGUGGAGAAUUCCAAUUCAGAUGCUGUAAGAUGCGAAAUUGGCCUUGAUGGGAAGAAAAAGUCAUACAAAUCUAUUUCCAGAUCAGAUGUUUUGACGCAAACAAAUAGUGGGGGUGCUGAUGUAAAGCCGAAAAUUAGCAACUUUCCUCUGAAAACUGUACAAGAAAAAACUGUCAAUGGAUCAAAGGUUGCUGCAUCCAACAAGAUCGAUUCUGCAAAAUCUUCUCCUAGGCCAGACAAGAAGAGUAUGACAGUCCAAGAAGCAGUUAUUAGUGAUAAUGAACACUCUGCUGUAAAUUCACUUUCAGAACUGCAAGAUCAAAUACAAAAAGAUACUACCAAGCUGCAUCCGGAGGAGGAAGGAAAACCACAAGCAGAGAAAAUCCAGAAGGCUAAAACUCUUGCUAAUGAUCAAGAAUCCAUUUUGUGCCCAUCCCUGAAGUCACCAAAACCAAAAGCCAAGAGGAAAAUCCAGUCAAAUCAGCUAAGUGUCCAAGAAGCAGGCUUACCUCCCACAGAAGGUGGUUUAAAUUCAUCUUCUGCUUCAAAAGUCAAGAGGAGACGAAAGUUUGGAAUCUCUAAAGAUAAUGCCAGCUUAAAGCAGUUGUUGGAUGUCAAGAUAUUGAAGAAUUUAGUUUUGCAAAACAGUUGUGAAGAUGAUGAACCUGAUUUAACCCCUGACGACAGUGAAAAUUCAGUUUUGUUGUCACAGAAGAGAAGUAUAAAGAGUUUAAAGUUGCCAAUCCUUAAGGAGCUUGAAGAUUCAACUACUUAUAACAAGUUAUCAAAAUUGCAUACAGAUACAACUGAUGGUGCUGGUAAGGAAGAUCUGUUGAUCAUCAACUCGUGCUCCAUUGAUGAUUCCCAUGAUGAGACCAUAAAAUCAUUGACUUGUCCAACACCAAGACGACUCAGUUUGGAAAAGAUGAAAUUAGUCGAUCUAAGGGCCAUGGCGAAGCAACACAAUAUGACAAAGUAUCAUAAGCUUCGAAAGGAUGCUCUUGUCCAACAAAUAGCUAAACAACUGGGCUGAUGCUAACAAAUUUUACAGGUGGGUGUACAUAAUGACCAUUUUUGUCUGGUUUCUUCCUUCUUUUGCUCUUUUUGGGCACUUUUCAGAUAUGAUACGGAAAUGUAGUGGCUCCAUUGUGUUUCACAUAGAAUUUCUAGGAUGGAUAUCCAUCAUUUAGAUAUGAAAAUCAAAGACCAUGGCAUGGAAGCCCCCAUCGCCACUGUUGUUACAGGGUCAGUGUUCUUUUCUCCAUUCUAAGUUGUUAUAGAGUCAGUUUUUAGGAUUUUGUGAAAUGAUGUUUAAGCUGUUAUUAUAAUGUUGAAAUGGUUGCCAGUUCUUAAAUGGCCCAUUCACAAUGGGGACAUUGUGUACAAAUGAAAUGUAAGAACCAAUGGAAAUUGCCCUUAAGGCUGUCCUAUACAGAACUCGCAAUUUGUUUUAGAUUUUAGCACAUGAUGAGGUGGUUAACAUAUCCCUUCUCUGCACUUGUAAAUUCAUUGUCAUGAGUUGGGAAGUUUGUAUUAUUAACUGAGAAGUCUUUGUUUCUUUUGGGCA
This is a messenger RNA of Vitis riparia (riverbank grape), 2991 nucleotides long. RefSeq lists its product as uncharacterized. The transcript has 8 exons. Gene Ontology annotation, biological process: DNA-templated transcription termination. Bases 355 to 2457 code for a protein of 700 amino acids. Lineage: Eukaryota; Viridiplantae; Streptophyta; Magnoliopsida; Vitales; Vitaceae. The record is from RefSeq and is a predicted model, not a curated record.